This is a messenger RNA of Fraxinus pennsylvanica, 327 nucleotides long. The record is from the annotation of a GenBank genome assembly. Lineage: Eukaryota; Viridiplantae; Streptophyta; Magnoliopsida; Lamiales; Oleaceae.
AUGAGAAGACCGCAUUUUAGGCGUGAGAAGUCUGAGAAGUCUUCGGAGAGGAGGUCCACGGUGAAGAUGGCCUCCAAGCCUUACCCGAACUCUGUGUUUGUGUUUAGGGGGGGACUUUUUGAAGAAGGCGAAUUUGAUGGUGAUACCUUGCAGGAUGUCGUUAGGGUCCCACAUAAUAGCAGUGGGCCCAUGUGGAGAGCGAGUCAAGGAUUGAAAGCUAUGGAUGGUGAAGACCCUCCAAAGAUACUGGAUUUUAACCCACGAAUUAAAGUUGAUUCGAGUGGCCAGCUAGUGAUUGAGAAGAAAACUUGUUAUCGGAUGCAGUAG